Messenger RNA from Cadophora gregata, 948 nucleotides. It is a transcript of the gene YEA4, whose product is annotated as golgi uridine diphosphate-N- acetylglucosamine transporter. Gene Ontology annotation, cellular component: Golgi membrane; endoplasmic reticulum membrane. The record is from RefSeq and is a predicted model, not a curated record. Lineage: Eukaryota; Fungi; Ascomycota; Leotiomycetes; Helotiales; Ploettnerulaceae. Bases 1 to 948 code for a protein of 315 amino acids. Gene Ontology annotation, molecular function: UDP-N-acetylglucosamine transmembrane transporter activity. Gene Ontology annotation, biological process: transmembrane transport. The transcript has 4 exons.
AUGAGCACCCCUCGUCGACGUUCGACUCUACGAGACCUCCAAGCUUCCACAACGAAUGCCGAUGGCGACAUCAUAACCCCCAAAAUCAUUGACGCGCGCCCUUCCCUGGAGAAGGCGGAGAUGUAUGGCAUAGACGACCCGCGUCCGACCUCGUCGAGGAUUAUGGCUUUGAUUGGGCGCAUUUUUAUUGAGACUAUUCCACAAUGGCUGGCCGUGGGAGCUAUGCUAGGCUUGAUCUUUGGGGGUUGCUGCUCGAAUGUAUUUGCAUUAGAAGCUAUUGUCAAAGUCGAACCUGCUAGCGGAACCCUCUUGACAUUCGUACAAUUCCUCUUCGUGGCUACGACAGGAUACUUCUCGCAGUUCGACCGAAGCCGACCUCCCUUCUUCCUCAAGCCGAAUCAUGUUCCCAUAAAACGCUGGUUGAUAAAUAUCCUUCUAUUCUUCACGAUCAACGUAUUGAACAACCAUGCGUUCAGUUAUAACAUUUCUGUGCCUAUACAUAUCAUCCUUCGAUCGGGAGGAAGCAUUACAACUAUUGCCGCGGGAUAUCUCUGGGGCAAAAGGUUCUCCAGGAUGCAGGUCUUUGCAGUCACCCUUUUGACAGUUGGUGUGGUCAUUGCCGCUUGGUCCGACCAACAAUCAAAGGUAUGCAAGACGGAAUUGAGGAAUUGGAUCUAUAUUCACAAGAUUUUAGCAAGAAGUGGUGGAGUCGCAAACCCUUCCUCCGUUCAGCAAAGGGCUCGCCAUCCUUUUCUUUGCCCAGGUUCUGUCCGCAAUCAUGGGCUUGUAUACCGAGGAAACAUACAAACAGUACGGACCACAUUGGAAGGAGAACUUGUUCUAUUCUCAUCUCCUAGCGCUACCUCUAUUCAUGCCCUUCCUCCCUUCAAUGAGGAGACAGUUCUUGAAACUUGCGGCAUCACCACCUUUAGGGCUGCCGGCCUAUGA